AUGGCCAAAGCCAAGACCGAAUCCGAUUUGCGAGCAGCUCUUACCAAAGACAAGGAUCUGCGCAAGCUACCUUGGUAUAAAAUCGAUUUCGCAGAGGUGCCCGAACCUUCGAAGACCAUUCUGGGGAAGUAUAGCAAGGUCCCACCGGAUCAAAUGCUGCAGCAUGUGAAGGAUGUGCUACCCUAUCCUUGUAUCGGUUUAUUCGGGUUCCUGGACAUGAGCAUUCCCCAGUUACCAAUCUACCCUGAGAUUCUCCAGCGAUUAAAAUCAGGCCAGAAGCUUCUGGAUGUGGGCUGUGCUAUUGGCCAAGAGCUACGGCAUCUGGUCUACGAUGGCGUCCCAUCUGAAAACAUCUUUGCCUCUGACCUCCACGAGAAAUUCUACGAAAUAGGGUACGAACUCUUUGCAGACCGUGAAACCCUCAAAUCCGAAUUCAUCGCAGCGGACAUUUUCGACGAAAACUCUGAUCUCGUGAGAAACCUCACGGGUAAACUGGAUAUCGUCAACGCUGCCUCGUUCUUCCACCUGUUCAAUUGGGAUCAGCAAGUUAUUGCCGCCAAACGCAUUGUCAGCCUGCUUCGUGCGCAACCUGGAUCACUUCUCAUUGGGCGCCAGGUCGGAUGUUUUGAUCCCGUUGAUCCUGAUGUUAUAAAUAAGGCAUCGGAGCAUUAUUGCCAUAAUUUGGAGACGUGGAAGAGGCUUUGGUUACAGGUGCAGGUAGAGACAGCAACGGAGUGGGAGGUUGACGGGGGGUUGGAUGGCUGGGCUGCGACUAGUGGUAAGAUUAUCGGUUUCCAUGGGAGUAAUCCCAUUAGAUUUUGGUUUGUUGUGAGGCGGGUUUAG
This is a messenger RNA of Penicillium longicatenatum, 843 nucleotides long. RefSeq lists its product as uncharacterized. The transcript is spliced from 3 exons. Lineage: Eukaryota; Fungi; Ascomycota; Eurotiomycetes; Eurotiales; Aspergillaceae. The record is from RefSeq and is a predicted model, not a curated record. The coding region runs from base 1 to 843 and encodes 280 amino acids.